Molecule: messenger RNA, 1292 nt
Organism: Perca flavescens (yellow perch)
Lineage: Eukaryota; Metazoa; Chordata; Actinopteri; Perciformes; Percidae
Product: apoptosis regulator Bcl-2
Exons: 3
Coding region: 555-1292 (245 amino acids)
Biological process (GO): intrinsic apoptotic signaling pathway in response to DNA damage; extrinsic apoptotic signaling pathway in absence of ligand; regulation of apoptotic process
Cellular component (GO): mitochondrial outer membrane
Molecular function (GO): BH domain binding
Source: RefSeq, a predicted model, not a curated record
GUGCGUUUACGUGUGUGUAUAUCUAUAUGUCUGCGUGUGCGUGUGUGUGUGUGUGUGUGUGUGUGAGGAACGUGCAGUGUCAGUGAGGUCUACAGACCCGGAGUUGCUCGUGCUUUCCUCCUCCGCCGUUCACCUUCAACAACAACAACAUUACAUAUCUCCAUGUUCAUAUGGAUUCCUGUUCGUCAUCGUCUCGCUGAUUGAUUUCCUCUCAGUGUGUUUCUCUGCAUCAGGAUCAGCCUCAAAGCUCCGACUGGUAAUCAAUAACCUGCAGCAGCCGCGCUGCUGGGGAUUUAUCGAUCAUCGCUCUGGGAUUGACCUAAACUUUCCCCGCCAGAGAUGAAGAUAACUUGUGUUUUAAACAGUCCUAUUCAGAGUUGAAGCAGUCUUAAUUCUUUCUUAAAAAGCGGAUCUGUUGGAUUUGCUCCUGUUGGAGCGUCUUUGCGGAUCAGUAAUGUGAGCAGCGGCUCUAGCAGCAGUUUACGGCAGGCUACGGCUGCCUGGGUGUAUGGAAAGCCGUCGGGUUCAUUAAUUCGUCACAAUUCCCACGGGGUAUGGAAGGUGCGAUGGCCGCCGCUGCUACCUUUAGCAGCCGGGAUAUCGUGGAUGAUUUCCUCCGCUACAAGCUGCUCAGCGUCGGCGUGGACGGGCGGGACCGGGCUAGCGGUCAGCGCAGACGCAACGCAGCUGCAUCUACGUCAUCAAGGAGAUCUGAGGGAGGGAUGACAUCACGCCGGGGAGCCACUCCGGAUGACUCUCAGCAAGACCCCUGCCUGGCUCCGCCCCCGCUGCAGGUCGUGCUCAGGUGUGCAGGUGACGAGCUGCUGCGGCGUUACCGCGGCGACCUGUCGGCCCAGGUGUCGGCGCUGCUGCUGUGCGAUGUCGGCCAGGCGGCACGGCGGCGGAGCCUGGCGGCCGUCAGCGAGGAACUGUUCAGGGACGGGGUGAACUGGGGACGUAUCGUGGCCAUGAUGGAGCUGGGCGGAGCUCUGUGCACACGGGUGGCGAGGACGGGCGGCGCCUGGCAGCCGGAUGACAUCGCCGGCUGGAUGGAGGAGAGUCUGGACUCACCGCCACUCCGGGGAUGGAUCCACGCCAACGGAGGAUGGGAUGCGUUUGUGGAGUUGUACGGUGAGCCCAGACCUCCAGUCAGCUUCUGGUCUCUGAGGACAGUGAUUGGACUGGCUGUACUGGGAGCAGUCACACUGGGAGCCCUGUUCACACACCUGAUCCAGUCCAGUCAGCUGCAUCAACCUCUGACUGGGAAACCGGGUCAACAGCAGACUCCCUGA